AUGUUGUUUUAUUCCUUCUUCAAGACACUAGUUGAUCAACGAGUUACAGUUGAAUUAAAGAAUGAUCUUGCCAUCACAGGUGUAUUAAAGUCGGUAGACCAGUUUUUAAAUAUCAAAUUGGACGAUAUACAAGUUGUGGACGAAGAAAGAUAUCCUCACAUGGCAUCCGUAAAAAACUGUUUUAUUCGUGGUUCAGUUGUUCGUUAUGUUCAACUUCCAGCAGAAGCCGUUGAUACACAUCUCCUUCAAGACGCAGCCAGAAGAGAAGCAGAGCAGCCAUCAACAGCACAGCCCGCCAAUGUUAAGGUCAAAUAA
Molecule: messenger RNA, 315 nt
Organism: Mucor velutinosus
Lineage: Eukaryota; Fungi; Mucoromycota; Mucoromycetes; Mucorales; Mucoraceae
Exons: 3
Coding region: 1-315 (104 amino acids)
Biological process (GO): mRNA splicing, via spliceosome
Cellular component (GO): Lsm1-7-Pat1 complex; precatalytic spliceosome; catalytic step 2 spliceosome
Molecular function (GO): RNA binding
Source: RefSeq, a predicted model, not a curated record